This is a messenger RNA of Papaver somniferum (opium poppy), 660 nucleotides long. RefSeq lists its product as uncharacterized. NCBI's taxonomy places the organism in Eukaryota, Viridiplantae, Streptophyta, Magnoliopsida, Ranunculales, Papaveraceae. The record is from RefSeq and is a predicted model, not a curated record. The transcript is spliced from 2 exons. The coding region runs from base 325 to 660 and encodes 111 amino acids.
AGUUGAGGUAUUUGUCUCAUGAAACUAUAGUUUUGAGCUAUAUGGACAAUGAUCGUAGAGUUUUGUACUUGGUGAUAUACAACUGCAAGGUCUGGUUGAUCUUACCAUUUUUAUUAACAAUGAAGAUUUUUAUUUAAAUGUUGACGUGAUUCAGAAGACUAGUUCUCGUUCUAAAUCUGGAUGUAGUUCUGGUUCUAGUGCCGCAAAUGCUUGUGUAACUUAAAGUCCUAAGCUUGCGAGGUGGUAGAUCAUGAUGCAGACAGGGGCAAGCCUCUUGUUUCUGAUGAAUGGAUUUAUAUUUUCGACAAGAUAGGUAGAAAGUUUAUGGGUGGUGUUGAAGCAAUUAGAAUUGUUGUGGAUAAGUACAAGCUAACUACUGGUUACAAGAUUAGGAAUUUGAAAAAUAACAAGACUCGUUAUACUGUAAAGUGUAAAGAAGAUGGAUGUUCAUGGAGGAUUCACUUUGGGCAUGUGAAUGAUGACACUUAUCAGUUUCUUCUGAAAGAUGCUCAUAUUCUUCAUAGUUGUGGUGUUGGUUUGUGGUUAAAGAGUCCACCGGUGACGACCAAGUUAGUCAAGCAUUUUAUAUCUGACAAUAUACAGGGAGAUCCUAGUUUAAUACCAAAUCAAAUCAUUUCACUUUUUAAGAAUACUUUAUGA